Sungouiella intermedia is the source of this 1545-nucleotide messenger RNA. The record is from the annotation of a GenBank genome assembly. NCBI's taxonomy places the organism in Eukaryota, Fungi, Ascomycota, Pichiomycetes, Serinales, Metschnikowiaceae.
AUGAUUGGUGUUGUUAUAGAUGAACCCAUUAAUGUUGCUGCAAACUUCUUUGUUCCACAUGAAAAGCUAGCUAAUGCUCGUCUAACUAACGGAUUACCUGUGGGUGCCAACAGUGUAUACCUAGGGAACAUGGGCUCUCAUAUAGAAUGUAUAGACACAGAAAUCCAGGACUUAUCGACUUUGAAAUUGAGGACAUUUUUUCUAGAUUUGAUGUUGAGGUAUCUGGAAAUCACAUUUUGGGUCGAAAUCUCUUUGUCAAUGUUGCCUUAUCUCGACACUUUGCUGGAUCUCCUGCUCUCGUUAGUAGUGGUAGUUCCAGCCGUAGCAGAUGUGAAGUAUUGGGCUAAACUCAGAGACUACAGGGGCAGUUUCCGUCUUGCUGUUGGUCUUGAUGGAUGGCUUCCGCCGAAUUUUGUGGCCAGAUACAAAACUCUAGCAUAUGAUGCUGUGGUGGUAAGAAAUGGAGCCUUUACUCUGAAUGUUGUGCAAUUGGUAGCAAGAAGUGAUUCGCCAGAUAUUUUGAUUCUGGUCGAUUCGGAAGUAUCUGAAGUACUAAAAGAGUUAAAGUAUGCUGUUGCUUCUGCACCACUUUCGCCUCAUUCAGAUAUGUUGAUCGACCCACUCCAGCCACUCACCACCCAAAUGGGGUUAGAGGUGUAUGAGACUUUCGAAAAGGAUAAGGUCAAGUAUUCUCAAUACGAAGCAGCAAUAGAGAUGGCCAUUGAUGAUCUCAGGCAGAAAUCAACCAAUUUGCGUAUAUUGGUGGUAGGUCCCGGAAGAGGACCUUUACUACAAUCAGUAUUGAGAUGUUCUGGACAUGAGGAUAGCAUAGUUGCGGUUGAGAAGAAUUUAAAGUGUAUGGAGGUGUUAUCUUCAAUCGUGAAAGGAACAAAUGUGCAGCUAAUCCAUGGUGACGUGAGAACACUUGAAAUUGGUGAAGGCGAAGGCUAUGAUUUGGUGGUUUCGGAACUUCUAGGCUCAUUUGGAUGCAACGAAGCAUGUCCGGAGAUUUUACAGCAUUUGGCCAAUUCGACGCUGAUAUUUAUUCCGCAGGAGUAUUCGAGUUACGUACAGCCCAUUUAUACCAACUUGAAGACGGAGCUCAUUUCCAGGCCCUAUCUAGCACAGUUGAACAGUUAUUUCCCUGUUGGGGACCUUGUGGAGAUAUUUCACCACACGCGAGCAACAAAGUUGAAUCAGAAGACUAGUUUCUAUGUUGAGAGCCCGAUUAAACCAGGUGGAGAUCCACCGGAACUAAUUGGAAUGUCAAUGGAGGGAAUUGGAGAUCCCACCAUCGACUAUGCAAAUGCUCUUCAUGGAUUCUUUGACGCACAAUUGUAUGGCCCAUAUCACAUCAGUAUUCUUCCCCAUGCCAGCCCCCAUGUAAAAUGUCUGUCCUGGUACCCUAUGAUAUUUCCAAUAAAGGCAAGCAUUGGUGAGAGGAUAACCAUGAGCCGCUGCAGCGAUGAAAGAAGGAUGUGGUAUGAAUGGAAAGUAGGGGAUAUUCAUUUCAAUGCUGGAGGGACAUACUCUGUCGAUCUAUAG